Messenger RNA from Triplophysa dalaica, 777 nucleotides. It is a transcript of the gene cryba2b, whose product is annotated as crystallin, beta A2b. The transcript is spliced from 5 exons. Bases 187 to 777 code for a protein of 196 amino acids. Gene Ontology annotation, molecular function: structural constituent of eye lens. Gene Ontology annotation, biological process: visual perception; lens development in camera-type eye. The record is from RefSeq and is a predicted model, not a curated record. Lineage: Eukaryota; Metazoa; Chordata; Actinopteri; Cypriniformes; Nemacheilidae.
UGUUGCUGAGUGAGCAGGCCCGGUGCGCAUUCUGCACUAAAUGAGAGGCCCUGCGCUAUAAAAACACUGAACAAGAGCUCGGCCGCCACAUUGAUUAUACUGCAUCUGUCCCACCUCAGUACGGCUCCUCACUUUUUCCGGCAACAACGAUACUCUUCCGGCAACUUUUUUUGACCGGCAACAACCAUGAACCCACAGCAGCAGCUGGAGCAGAGGGGACCGUUUAGGAUCACUGUUUUCGAGGAGGAGUAUUUCCAGGGCAAGAGUUGUGAGUUCACAUUUGAAUGUCAGAACAUUCUGGACAGAGACUUCAGAAAGAUUCGCUCCAUUAAGGUGGAGAACGGACCCUGGGUGGGGUAUGAACACCCUGAGUUCCAGGGCCAGCAGUUUAUCCUGGAAAAGGGUGACUAUCCCCGUUACCAGGCUUGGAGUGGCAACAGCAGUUACAGAACAGAGCAUAUGCUUUCUUUCAGACCUAUUAAAUGUGCUAACCACAGUGACAGUAAGAUAACCCUCUAUGAAUGUGAAGACUUCAUGGGACGUAAAUUUGAGAUGUGUGAUGACUAUCCCUCCCUUCAAGCCAUGGGCUGGUGCAGCAAGGAAGUUCCCUCGAUUAAAGUCAACUCUGGAUCCUGGGUUGGCUAUCAGUUUCCCGGCUACCGUGGAUAUCAGUACAUCUUUGAGAGAGACAGACGCCAAGGAGAGUACAGAUGCUACAAUGAAUACGGCACCCAGCCACACACCAAUCAGAUCCAGUCUAUGCGCAGAAUUCAGUAA